AAUCGCAAGAGAAACGAUAGUGGUAUGUGUGUGGAUCGUGAUAUGUGGAUCGAGGCCGUUUUUUUUUUGAGGUUAUCACGCGCAACGCUUGUCACCUGCAAUAAGCGUUGGAGGAAUCGUCAAGUAUUACAUGAUGGGAGCGAAACACCUAAUUUCCGUUUGCUCCCUGAUUUUCGUUUUCUAUCUCUCAGUUGUUUCCUGCGAAAUCGAGCCUCGUUAUGAUGAGAAACUUGAACUGGCCGCGACGUCGACAAAAUUGCCAGAGUUUGUGUCUGAGAAGCCGCAGGAUAGAUUAGGCUUUUUGCAUGCCUUCGUAGCAUCUUUGUCGGUGAUUGUGGUGUCAGAGUUAGGUGACAAAACAUUCUUCAUUGCUGCUAUAAUGGCAAUGAAACAUCCAAGAUUGACUGUGUUCGCUGGAGCGAUAAGUGCCCUUGCACUAAUGACUAUUCUGUCAGUGGUGUUUGGAUAUGCAGCUACUAUAAUUCCCCGCGCAUAUACAUAUUACAUUUCCACUUUUCUCUUUGCUGUAUUUGGAUUAAAAAUGUUACGAGACGGAUAUUACAUGUCGCCAUCAGAAGCGCAGGAAGAGUUGGAAGAAGUUCAGUCUGACCUGAGGAAAAGAGACGACGAGUACGAAAAGGAGACGGCGAGUACUUUGGUUCAGGAUCCCGAGACGGGAGUAAUACGAAAAACCACUAAAACCAGCGCGUUCAUGCUGCUAUCCAGGAUAUUCCUCCAAGCAUUCACCCUUACCUUUCUCGCGGAAUGGGGCGAUCGUUCUCAGUUGACAACCAUAAUCCUCGCGGCGAGAGAGGAUGUUUACGGAGUUAUAUUGGGUGGAGUAUUAGGUCAUUCGUUUUGUACUGGCUUAGCGGUAUUAGGGGGACGUAUAAUAGCUCAAAGGAUAUCAGUAAGAACAGUAACCAUUAUUGGUGGAUUAGUAUUCUUACUGUUUGCCGUAACGGCGCUCUUCAUCAAUCCCGUGGAAGAUGGUUGAAGAGAGCUUCCUCAACUUACUCCAGAGACUUCUACCAGUAUUUAUUUUGUGAACAUUGUACAUCGUGUAUAUUGUAUAAGAGCAUAUUGUAUAUUUGUGUACAGUGUGAUACUAUACUCAUUUUUACAGAAUGAGAUUAAUUAGGAAUUGGCCCAAUAUCGGCUCAGAAAACUGUUUUUAAUAAAUGUGAUAAUAAUACACGUACAUAUAUAUAAAUGUUUGUGAAUAUCGAAUGGGAAUGUUUAGUUAAACAUUACAUAUUAAAGCAUAGGCAAACAUAUACAAAUCUUGCAUCAAUUGCAAGAAUGAUCGAAAUAUAAAAUUAGCAAAUAUUAUUAUUAUUAAAAUAAUGUGUUCUAUAGAGAAUAAUUUUAUCGAAUCUUAAUAUAACAAUAAUUGGAUAAUAUCAAUGCGAGACAGUCAGAGCAUGAAAAUUUUGGUAGCUCUAAUGACAUUUUAAAUUUGAGUAUUUAAUU
This is a messenger RNA of Camponotus floridanus (Florida carpenter ant), 1473 nucleotides long. Its product is annotated as transmembrane protein 165. Gene Ontology annotation, biological process: manganese ion transmembrane transport; calcium ion transmembrane transport; Golgi calcium ion transport. The coding region runs from base 131 to 997 and encodes 288 amino acids. Gene Ontology annotation, molecular function: manganese ion transmembrane transporter activity; calcium ion transmembrane transporter activity. Gene Ontology annotation, cellular component: Golgi apparatus. The record is from RefSeq and is a predicted model, not a curated record. Lineage: Eukaryota; Metazoa; Arthropoda; Insecta; Hymenoptera; Formicidae. The transcript is spliced from 6 exons.